Molecule: messenger RNA, 1019 nt
Organism: Batrachochytrium dendrobatidis JAM81
Lineage: Eukaryota; Fungi; Chytridiomycota; Chytridiomycetes; Rhizophydiales
Exons: 5
Coding region: 1-981 (326 amino acids)
Biological process (GO): lipid metabolic process
Source: RefSeq, a predicted model, not a curated record
AUGCGAACCGUACUUGCCAUUCUAGCUGUCGUUGCAUUGGUCGGUGCUCAUCCAACCUUGGAGUCCGCGAAUACCGAAAAUCUCGACAAUGUAAAUAUAGUUGCGAGAUCUACUUCAGCCGUACCAGCCAGUCUUGUUGAUGAUUUUAAAAAGUACAUGAUGUACUCUGCUGCUGCAUACUGUGACUCAGUUAUUGUGCGACAACAGUGGAGCUGUGAUACCUACUGCGCCUCCGCUUCUUCAAACACCCAAGUCGUUGAAGUUUUUGGUGAUGGCGAGAGUGGGGUUGGGUUUCUUGGCGUUCAAAGUUCCGCCAAAAUCAUAGUUGCUGCGUUCCGUGGAUCAAAUGAUGCAGGAGAUUGGAGUAUAAAUCUCAACUUUAUUCUAAAACCUGCUGCUUGGCUGAGUACUGCUUGGGGUUCAUCUAGCUCUGUCAGGUUCAUGAAUGGAAGCAAUUUUCAAGCUCCAAACAAUGCCAAGGUUCAUGCAGGCUUUCAGAACAGCUACAUGGUUGCACGCGAAGAAGUCCUGACUGUCAUUCAGCAAACCGUGGCCAAGUAUCCCGAUUACCAAAUCAUCUUCACAGGCCACUCUCUUGGAGCUGCAGUAGCCAGUCUUGCUGCAGUAGACUACAUUGAUAAAAAUCCUUCCGACUCUUCCAAAGUAUCAUUGUAUACAUACGGGUCUCCUCGUAUUGGAAACAAGGCCUUUGCUGAUUGGUAUUCGACUAUUCCAUUUCGGGGAUUGUUCCGUAUCACCCGUACUAAAGACCCUGUUCCUCAUUUACCACCACAAGCUUUCACAUACCGCCAUUUUAAACAAGAGUACCUAAUUGAUGCCGACGGAAACACCAAAUCAUGUACCAACAAUGGUGAUGCCGGCGAAACUAGCGAUUGUGCCGACGUUGAUUAUUUCCCACCUCAAAUUCGACAACAUCUUACUGGCUACUACUAUCCAUCGGGAUGUCUCAAGGAAGCCUAGAUACUUUAUAUAAUUGAAUAUUACAUUGAAUAUUACAU